CCACCACCCCUGGCCCGGAAGCGUAUAGCUUUACGUCCGGCGGUCGGUGGGAGUCUUGCGCGCUGGCAGUGGGGCGGUGAGGCGGGCGCUGGGCCGCGGGGCGGCUUUCCCGGCGUGCGUUGCGCGGGGAGGCGGGGCCGUGACCGUGAGCGUCCCAAGUUAAAGCAUCAGCAUCACCAUGAUUCUGCAUCAGAUUCUGCAUCUUUCUUCCCUUUUUCGCUCUGCUGUUUCCAUUCACUUGCGCAGAAACAUUGGGCUUUCUGCUAUUGUUUUUAAUAAGGCAAAGGAGCUUGAUCCCAUUCAGAAGCUCUUCGUGGACAAGAUCAGAGAAUACAACACAAAAAGCAAGCAAGCUGGAGGGCCUGUUGAUGCAGGCCCUGAAUUUCAGAAAGAAAUCAAUGAAUCCCUUGCUAGACUUCAGCGGGCGUAUGGUGAGGGAGAUCUAACCAAGUUUCCAGAAUUUAAAUUUGAGGAGCCCAAAUUUGAGGAGACUCCAAAGUGAUCCCUGCAUGUUGUAUAUCAAACGGCAGUGAACAUCAAUGGAGUUGCUCAACACAACACCAGUUGUAACUUAAUAAAUGCAGUGUUUCAGUUCAA
Molecule: messenger RNA, 597 nt
Organism: Cuculus canorus (common cuckoo)
Lineage: Eukaryota; Metazoa; Chordata; Aves; Cuculiformes; Cuculidae
Gene: ATP5PF
Product: ATP synthase peripheral stalk subunit F6
Exons: 4
Coding region: 179-502 (107 amino acids)
Biological process (GO): proton motive force-driven ATP synthesis
Molecular function (GO): proton transmembrane transporter activity
Source: RefSeq, a predicted model, not a curated record